AUCCAAAAGAUCCAAAAGCUUCGAGAACUCUUUUCAAUCUCCCACACAUCAAGCAUUGACCAUGACACAGUGGUCGAUGAUGACAAAACAUCUACGGAGUGCAAUGGCUUGAUAAAUAAUCAGUGGGUAAUCAAGUUUAAGUUGCAUAACCGCGUUGGAAUGUAUCCUUAUAUCCUAAUAUCCGAGCAUAAAGUUAAGUCCGUAAUAACCGGCUCACAUUCCGAUCAGGUCUCCGUUCGUAUGGACAGAGUUGAAUCUAAUGAGCUUCAUGAGAUCCGAACCGAGAGACUCAAUCGUUUCGUUCAAUGGUAUCUGUUUCCUCCUGUCCAUGUGAGAACACUCCCAAACACGAAGAAGAACUUGAAUGGAGCUAGUUAG
This is a messenger RNA of Botrytis fragariae, 378 nucleotides long. RefSeq lists its product as uncharacterized. The annotation marks the transcript as partial. The record is from RefSeq and is a predicted model, not a curated record. The transcript is spliced from 4 exons. NCBI's taxonomy places the organism in Eukaryota, Fungi, Ascomycota, Leotiomycetes, Helotiales, Sclerotiniaceae.